This is a messenger RNA of Chlorella variabilis, 513 nucleotides long. RefSeq lists its product as hypothetical. The record is from RefSeq and is a predicted model, not a curated record. Lineage: Eukaryota; Viridiplantae; Chlorophyta; Trebouxiophyceae; Chlorellales; Chlorellaceae. The transcript has 4 exons. The coding region runs from base 1 to 513 and encodes 170 amino acids.
AUGCUUUCAGCCACGCACCGCAGCAGCUGGCAGCUGCAGAGGCGAGGCGGUGGUGCGCAGCAGGGCUUUCGCAGGCUGCGACCAGCGGCGGAGCUGGGCGGCCGCGCAGGCAGCAGCAGCGGCGGCAGCGGCGAGGGCGACCCCCACCGGUGGCUGCCGGGCGGCAGGCAGGGCGGCCGGCGAAAGAAGGCGCGGCAGCCGGGCCUGUUCGAGGUGGAAGACAUGUCGCCGCCCAGCCGCUCGCUCGGCAUCCACGCGCUGCCGCCGAACACCCACAACGGGGACCAGGUCGAGAUCGCUGGCUCCAGCUAUGUUGUGCAGUCUGUGGUGCUGCAGUUCAAGCUGGUGCGGGGCAAGUAUCGGCGGGACCACGCCCGCCUGGAGGUACAGGGCACGGGCCGCUGGAUGGCCAACCUGUACCUGGAGAAUGUGUUCCAGCUGGAUGCGCCGCCAGAGGGCGGCGGCGGCAGCGGCAGCGGCAGCGGCAGCGGCGGGCCAGCCGGGUCGUCGUAG